AGGGUUUUUAGCUAUCAUCUUUUCUCUCCCCGCUCUCUCUCACUUCCGACAGGAGAGAGAAAGCUCCUUACCAAUCUCUCUCUUCCUAUUUAUCCUAAAAAAAACCCUAUCUUUCUUACAUCAAGAUUAAAUAUCUUGAUUCUAUAGAUUCAGCGUUAUCAGUCAAUCGCUGAUUCUCCCUUUAAUUGAUCCGAUACUGUUCGAUUUCAGAAAAACAGAGAGAAAAUUCAAGGUAUGCAGGCUGAUCAAACGGUAAUAAGCUUGAGACCUGGAGGUGGAAAUCGGGGAAGAACCAUUGGCCCUCGUUUUGAUUCCUCGGCUUUCGGUUCAUUAGAUCAUCCAAUCCUUCGUCCUCAUGGCGGUGCUGGCACUCCUUCUCUCGCCGCCUUCAAGACUGGUGAUUCCCGCUUUGAAGCCCACGAACGCGUUCGUUAUACAAGAGACCAAUUGUUGCAACUUAGGGAGGUUGUAAAUGUCCCUGAGGAGAUUCUUAAAGUCAAAAAAGAAGUUGACACCGAGUUUUUUGGUGAGGAUCAAAGCUGGAUCAAUACCAAUACCAAUACCAAAGCAGAAGUAAAUGUGCCAAGUCAGCCUCAGGCACGUUACUCAGAGCCUGAUAAUCGUGACUGGCGUGGACGUUCCGGUUCUACCCUUGUGGACAACAGGCAACAUGAAACAAAUCAGUAUAAUCGACAUGAUCAAUCAAGAUCACAGAUAUCUUCUAACCAAGGGAGUGGCCCUACUCCUGCUCUUAUCAAAGCUGAGGUGCCAUGGUCAGUUCGGAGGGGGACACUUUCUGACAAGGAUCGCGUCUUGAAGACAGUAAAAGGUAUCUUGAACAAACUGACACCCGAGAAAUUUGAUCUUCUCAAAGGCCAACUCAUUGAUUCCGGGAUCACAACAGCUGAUAUUCUAAAGGGUGUGAUUUCCUUGAUAUUUGAUAAAGCUGUUCUUGAGCCAACAUUUUGUCCCAUGUAUGCACAACUGUGUUCAGAUCUUAAUGUGAAACUCCCCCCUUUUCCAUCUGAUGAGCCUGAUGGAAAAGAGAUCACAUUCAAGAGAGUUUUAUUGAAUAAUUGUCAGGAGGCUUUUGAAGGUGCUGAUAAAUUAAGAGAGGAAAUAAGACAAAUGAAUGCCCCUGAACAAGAAUCUGAACGUAGAGAUAAAGAAAGAAUUGUGAAAAUUCGUACCCUUGGAAAUAUAAGGUUGAUUGGUGAGCUUUUGAAACAGAAAAUGGUUCCUGAAAGAAUUGUUCAUCACAUUGUCCAGGAGCUUUUAGGACAAGACAAUAAAACAUGUCCAGAUGAAGAAAACGUUGAAGCAAUAUGCCAGUUUUUUCAAACAAUUGGAAAACAAUUAGAUGAAAGCCCAAAAUCAAGGCGAAUUAAUGAUACUUAUUUCACUAGACUUAAAGAGCUCUCAACAAACCCACAACUCCCUUCACGUAUGCGAUUUAUGGUUCGUGAUAUUCUCGAUCUCCAAUCCAACAAGUGGGUCCCACGUCGCGAAGAAGUGAAAGCCAAAACCAUCACGGAAAUCCACAAUGAAGCCGAGAAGAACAUGCGACUCCGCCCCGGUUCCACCGCCAGUAUCCGAAACAACCGAGUACAAGGCGGCGGCGGCGGUGGCGGUGUUGGCGGGUUUCCGUUGAACCGCCCUGGCGCUGGCGGCAUGAUGCCCGGAAUGCCCGGAACCCGACUGCCCGGCCUGCCUGAUAACGACAACUGGGAAGUCCCUAGGUCCCGGUCAAUGCCCCGUAAUCAAAUCACUCAACCGCCAGUCACCGGAAAAACACCAACACCGUCGGUCAACCCAAGAUUUCUCCCGCAAGGUAGCGGCGGUUUCAUUGGCGGCAGAAGUAGCGCGUUACUGCAAGGCAGCGGUGUUGCCGCUGCCACCACCACCGCCUCCACCACCGCUGCCGCCGCCCCGGUGGAGUCUUCUCCGGUGGUGGUGAAACCGGUUGUAGCUAAGAAUUUAGAUGAAAUGAAGAGAAAAACGAUUUCGCUUCUUGAAGAAUAUUUUAGUGUUCGGAUGCUUGAUGAAGCUUUACAGUGUGUGGAGGAGCUAAAGUCGCCGGAAUACCACCCGGAGUUUGUGAAGGAAGCGGUGUCACUUGCAUUGGAGAAAAGUCCACCGUGUGUUGAACCGGUUGCUAAGCUUCUUGACUAUUUGUAUUCCAAGAAAGUUUUGGUCAAACAUGAUUUGACCACCGGGUGUGUUGGAUACGCGAUGUUGUUGGAUGAUAUCGCGAUUGAUUUGCCGAAAGCGCCGGGUGGUUUCGGGGAGGUUUUGGGCCACUUGGUGGUGGCGGGCGGUGUAGAUUUUAAGGUGGUGGAGGAGGUUUUGAAGAAGAUGGAGGAUGAGGACUUUCGGAAGGCGGUUUUUGAUGGGGUGAUGAGGGUUGUGGGGUUGGGGAAUGUGGUGUUGAGUGAACAAGGGGAUGGUGUUGCUGCGUGUGAGAGGUUGUUUUGAGUGUGUUGUUUGUGGGUUUAUGUAGGUGGUGGUAAUGGGCGGAAGGUGGUGGUGGUGGUGGGUUUUUGGGGAGGUGUAUAUUUUGAUUUUUUAUUUGGGAUUUUAUUGAUAGCUAUGUGUGUUUGGAAAUGAGAUAGGUGAAGUGAGUGUCGCCAUGAAUUUUGAAACUUGUUUUGUAACGUUAAGUUAGUUUAU
Molecule: messenger RNA, 2670 nt
Organism: Lactuca virosa
Lineage: Eukaryota; Viridiplantae; Streptophyta; Magnoliopsida; Asterales; Asteraceae
Source: the annotation of a GenBank genome assembly